AUGUGGCGGUAUUGCAUACUUUCGUUGUGUAUUUCUAGUGUCAUUGGUCAGGGAUAUGAUGGUUAUAAAAUCUACCACGUCAUAGCAUCUAAUUCCUUGCAAGGAAAAGUACUAUUUGAGCUUUCCAAACAAGAACACUAUGACUUCUUCAUUCUAACCAAACUUCUCAACCAGACUUCAAGUGUAAUGGUACCACCUGAGAAGAUAAGUGAGUUUAAACAACUCCUUAAAGAAAAUGGAAUCACUCAUAGCCUUUUAAAAGCCAAUGUUGGAUAUGAAAUCAAGAAACAAUUUUAUUAUAUGGAACGACCUCGAUCCUACGAUCCUACACCAAAGCUUGGAACUGAUCGUUAUUACUCUCAUGAUGAGAUCAAUAAUUACAUUGACUAUUUAGCUGGGCAAUAUCCCAAUCGAGUGUUUGCUAAAAAUGUAGGUAAAACUUACGAAAAUCGCACCAUGAAGACUAUUACCAUCACAAAUGGAGAUGGUCGAGCAAACAAGAAAAGCAUCUUCAUCGAUGGUGGAAUUCAUGCUCGUGAAUGGAUCUCCCCAGCAGCUGUUCUCUACGUAAUCAAUCAGUUGGCAGAGAAUUUUACAGAAAAUAAGGAACUUUUGCAGAACUACGAUUGGAUUAUUCUUCCAGUUGUUAAUGCCGAUGGUUAUGAAUAUACUCGAGAAUCAUCCAGCAAGAGAUUGUGGCGUAAGACAAGAACUCCAUAUACAAAUUGUUAUGGUGCUGACGCAAAUAGAAACUUUGACUUCCAUUGGAUGGGUAAAGGUGCAUCGUCAAAUACUUGUUCGGAAACUUAUGCUGGUCCAUCGGCAUUCUCCGAGCCAGAAGCUCGUGUUUUAAGAGAUGUCCUGAUAUCGAUUAAAGAUCAAUGUAAAAUGUACAUGACUAUUCACUCUUAUGGAAAGUAUCUCUUAUAUCCUUGGUCAUGGACUUCAGACCUUCCAGAAACUGUGGAUGAUUUACAUGAAGUAGCUAUGGCAGGUUACAAUGCAAUUUUGAAUGAAACUGGUACCGUUUACACGGUAGGAUCUUCAACUAAUGCUCUCUAUGAAGCUUCAGGUUCAAGCGAUGACUACGCAUUUGGAGUGACAAAUAUUCCAAUUUCGAUUAUUAUGGAACUUCCGGGUAGUGGAUCAGUAGGUUUUGAUCCACCAGAAUCAAAUAUUGACCGGUUAGUCAAGGAGACUUGGGUUGGAAUCAGAGCUAUGGGAUUGGCUGUUAUCAAUAAGUAUUGA
This is a messenger RNA of Episyrphus balteatus (marmalade hoverfly), 1248 nucleotides long. Its product is annotated as carboxypeptidase B-like. Gene Ontology annotation, molecular function: zinc ion binding; metallocarboxypeptidase activity. Bases 1 to 1248 code for a protein of 415 amino acids. NCBI's taxonomy places the organism in Eukaryota, Metazoa, Arthropoda, Insecta, Diptera, Syrphidae. Gene Ontology annotation, biological process: proteolysis. The record is from RefSeq and is a predicted model, not a curated record. The transcript has 3 exons.